Messenger RNA from Cajanus cajan (pigeon pea), 1961 nucleotides. RefSeq names its product polygalacturonase At1g48100. Gene Ontology annotation, molecular function: polygalacturonase activity. The record is from RefSeq and is a predicted model, not a curated record. Gene Ontology annotation, biological process: carbohydrate metabolic process. NCBI's taxonomy places the organism in Eukaryota, Viridiplantae, Streptophyta, Magnoliopsida, Fabales, Fabaceae.
GUAACCCACCCUUUAUGAUUCUGCAUGUACUCCAAAGGCCCAACUCAAAAUUAAACUUGUUGCAACUUGUGCUCUAUAGUGCUCCUAGUGCUCAAUUGUACAAGGUAUAACCAUUGCUUUCUUUCAAUUUCCCAAAACUCAGGGUCCCCAAUUAGUCCAAAGUUCAAAGUCUUCAUUUCUUUCAUCAAGUUGUUCACAGCCACAAAGCCAAUUGGAGUCUCAAGUUUUCAAAAAUUGAACAUCUUAACCUUUUUAAUUCUUUUUUGUACUAGAAAAUACUCAGAAUGAGGCAUUCUAAUAUUUUACCACUAGUAUUCUCCUUAUAUUUUCUUACUUUAUUUCUUCCCAUCCAAGCUAGGCACCAUUACCAUACCAAACACAAGCACUCACAUUAUCAUAAUUCACCUGAAAUUUCACCAUCUCCUGCUCCAUUCUCUGCACCUUCUAGUGCUCCUGAUGAAGCUCCUAGUCCUAGCCCCAGUUUUAACGAGAACUACCAUAAUGCAUCAAACUUUUUCGAUUUACGAACAUUUGGGGCCAUUGGAGAUGGAAUAACAGAUGAUACAGAGUCAUUCAAGAUGGCUUGGGACACUGCCUGCCAGAGUGAAUCAUCGGUUAAAACAAUCAUCGUUCCCCGUGGUCUCUCUUUCAUUAUUCAAUCUACUAUUUUCACUGGUCCCUGUAAAGGUGGCUUAGUACUAAAGGUUGAUGGCACUCUUAUACCACCUGAUGGACCUGAAUCAUGGCCAAAGAACAACAGUAGGCGUCAAUGGCUUGUCUUUUACAGAAUCAAUGGAAUGUCACUUGAAGGAAGUGGUGUAAUAGAUGGGAGAGGAGCAAAAUGGUGGGACCUUCCUUGCAAGCCUCAUAAGGGACCUAAUGGGACAACAUCUCCAGGACCUUGUGACAGCCCAGUUGCCAUAAGGUUUUUCAUGAGUUCCAACUUGACUGUACAAGGACUUAGGAUCAAGAACAGCCCCCAAUUCCAUUUUAGAUUUGAUGGCUGCGAAAGUGUCCACGUGGAUUCAAUCUUCAUUACAGCUCCAGCACUAAGCCCCAACACGGAUGGAAUACACAUAGAAAAUACCAAUGACGUGAAAAUAUACAAUUCGGUCAUUUCUAAUGGUGAUGACUGCGUGUCCAUUGGAGCCGGUUGCCAUGAUGUUGAUAUAAAGAACAUGACAUGUGGACCUGGUCAUGGGAUUAGCAUUGGUAGUCUGGGAAAUCACAACUCCAGAGCCUGUGUUUCAAACAUUACGGUGAGGGACUCGGUCAUAAAAGUGUCAGAUAACGGGGUUAGAAUCAAGACAUGGCAAGGUGGAUCAGGAUCAGUAUCAAGAGUGACAUUCAGCAAUAUUCACAUGGAAAGUGUAAGGAAUCCAAUCAUAAUUGACCAGUUUUAUUGCCUCACUAAGGAUUGCAGCAACAAGACCUCUGCAGUGUUUGUAACGGAUAUACUCUACACAAACAUAAAGGGAACAUAUGAUAUAAGGCACCCACCAAUGCAUUUUGCCUGCAGUGACUCUGUUCCAUGCACCAACUUAACACUCUCAGAUAUUGAGCUACUUCCAGCACUAGGAGAUAUAAUGCUUGACCCUUUCUGCUGGAGUGCCUAUGGAAAUUCCCAGACACUAACCAUUCCUCCAAUCUCUUGCUUGCAAGAAGGCCUUCCUCAGUCCGUUCCAGGCAAUGACAUAGAUCAUUGCUGAUCCACUAAUUAAAUUCUCUAUGUAAAGCAAACUCGUGUGUACGUAUAUAUAAAAUAUAAUAUAAUUGUAUAAUUACUAGGGAAGUAUAUUAAGCAGUAUAGUAUAUGAUUUUUGUGUCCUAUGUUGUGAUUGCUGAGGAGUUGUGUUUUAGAUGCUCCUCCCCAAUUGUUAAGUUUCAUCUCCCAUAGUUAUGUUUGCUUUGAAUUUGUGACUACUACUACUUCAUAUCUAAUUAUACAUAUAAGUCUUGAU